GCCGGCCCAUGCUAUGCCAAAAGAAACUUGGUUUCCUCUCUUUCUCUAGGGAGCGGGAGGGCCAUGCAUUAGAACUUGUCCAACUGUCCGACCGUUAGUCAGGGUUGCAGACAGCCCAACCUGAAGCUGUUUGUUGACACAGCGCAGCGCAUGAGUUCCAGUUCUCAGGAUUGGCCCUUGAGCAAGGAAGAGCAGAAAAGGCGCAUCAUACGGCUCUAUGACAAGGACGUAAAGGCAGCCAAUCAAUUGCUGAAUUCUGGGGAAGCUGCCCUUAAGCAAGCCAUCAAGGAGCUGCACCAGGAGCUCAAAGCAGCUCGUGCAGAUGGGCGACACCAGAAGGUGGACCUUAGGGAACCAGUUGCGACCCAGCUCCAGGCAAGAAAUGUCGAGGCUCCUCCCUACGCCUGCGAGGAGACAAAACCUAGCAAGAGUGAUGCAGACUUUGAGCACGCUGCGUGUGAGCCACUUUCCCCAGCCAACAGUGAUGUAGAUGAGACCAGUGACGGGGCAGAUGCUGACAGGGAUGGGGCUGCAGAAGCUGCUGCACGCCUCCAGAAUGUCAUAGUUGAUGCUGCUGCUACGCUCGCAUCGUUGUUCGGCACCUCAUCAUUGUCAUCAGUCCUGGUGGGAAUUGCCGAAGGAGCCGACGAGGACGCCGACAGGUGCUCCGAGGUCAGACAACGCGCAAAAUCAGAAGGGUGCCGGGUAAUAGCCUCCGAGCCGAUCAGGGAGGACCGCCGUCGAAGGAAGUCGCGUGGUGGGGUGCCGCUAAAAGUGUCUUUCGCAGAGCCAGAGGUGGAGGACGUUCCUUGCAGACGUCGCCCUUCAAUUGCUGAGCCCGAGCCGUCGCCGUCCAAUUCGCCGAGGGAGGCAGCUUUGCGGCCUGUGGCUUCGCCUCAAAUGCGCAACGCAGGCCUGCGGGUAGUCACCCGGCGGUCGCGCAGAGGCCGCGCACCAGCGCCAGCAUCCUCUGCGCCACGUGGCAUGCUAGAUUUCAUUUGAGAGUGGGCAAUUAAUUCCAGGAUAUGCCCUGGCCAAUGUACAUUGAGCGUAUGUGACUUAUAUACAUGCUAAUGCUGCCUGCCAGAACAACCUGCGCAGAAGCGCGUUGCAUGUAUUUCGUUCUUAGCAGUCUGGUCGAAAA
Molecule: messenger RNA, 1144 nt
Organism: Durusdinium trenchii
Lineage: Eukaryota; Dinophyceae; Suessiales; Symbiodiniaceae
Source: the annotation of a GenBank genome assembly